Messenger RNA from Striga asiatica, 2001 nucleotides. Lineage: Eukaryota; Viridiplantae; Streptophyta; Magnoliopsida; Lamiales; Orobanchaceae. The record is from the annotation of a GenBank genome assembly.
UUCCAUUGAUGUGUACAUGAGAACACACAAAAGAAUCAUAAAUAUUCAUAAUUGNAAAAAAAGUAUUCAUUGCAAUUUUUUUUGCAAGAUAUGAAGAGCUGCAAAAUGAUCAUUAACAAACAUAUGCCUGUAAUUGCCAUGAUAUCCACACAAUUCAUAUAUGCAGCCAUGUUUUUGCUUUCGAAAGCAGCUAUUUCUUCCGGCAUGAAACCUUCCAUUUUUGUCGCCUAUCGACAGGCCUUGGCUGCACUUGUCCUAGCUCCAUUUGCUUAUUAUGUCGACAGGACAAGGUCGCAUCAUCGUUUGAGCUUCUAUUUACUGAUCAAGAUUUUCAUUGUUUGCUCUUGUGGGAUGACCAUGUCAUUGAACUUACACUAUGCUGCCUUGAACUAUAUCUCUGCAACUUUUGCUACGGCAGUCACGAACACGAUUCCUGCUAUGGUUUUCAUUAUAGCAGUUUCGUCGAGGAUUGAAAACCUAGCAAUAAGGGAGAAACAUGGAUGGGCCAAAAUAUUGGGCUCAGUUCUCGGCAUCUCAGGAGCUAUGAUAUUCACAUUCUAUAAAGGCCAACACCUAUACUCUGGGUCCAAUAACGAGGCCCACAAUCUAAUUGCAAAGAACUACUCAAAAGAAGAAUGGAUCAAAGGCUCCCUUCUCUUGUUAGGUGCAAACUUGACAUGGUCCAUUUGGCUUGUCAUGCAGGCUCCAAUUUUGAAAGAGUAUCCUGCAAAAGUGAGGCUUACAACUUUACAGUGUGGCUUCAGUUGCUUAGUGUCAGCAAUGUAUGGGGCAAUUAAGGAAAGAGAUAUAUCAUCUUGGAAGCUUGGUUGGAAUAUAAAUCUCUUGUCCGUGGCUUAUUCUGGCAUUGUUGUGUCCGCCAUAAAUUAUUCAAUGCAAGUUUGGGUUGUGGAGAAAAAAGGCCCAGUAUUCACUGCAAUAUUCAGCCCAUUAGCACUCGUGUUGACGGCCCUCUUCUCAGCUAUUCUCUUUCAUGAAUCACUCUACAGGGGAAGUCUAACGUCUAUUUGUUUUACAAGAGAGAAAGAGCGAAUUUACCUUUAUCUAGGAGGAAAAGUCACUCUCCGAAUCAUAUACUUCGGCGAGAUCAGGGAAUUCAGUAGUGUUCCGCAGUUCCGCGAAGAGUGGGCGAAGAGUUUCUACCCUUCUCAUUGGGUCCUCAAAGUCGCAUCGUCUGAGCUUCUAUUUACUGAUCAAGAUUUUCAUUGUUUGCUCCUGUGGGAUUUGAACCUGGUACCUCAUGGAAGCAAGACAAGCAAUGCAACCACUACACCACUCAAGGUUGAGUACCUUUUGUCGCUAGGUUAUUUAUUUCAAUACAACGGGUCAACGCCGGAAGUCAACGGUCAACACCGGAAGUCAACGAUUCUCGCCGGAAGUCAACACCGGAAGUCAACGGUCAACGCCGGAAGUCAACGGAUGACCAUGUCAUUGAACUUACACUAUGCUGCCUUAAACUAUAUCUCUGCAACUUUUGCUACGUCUGUCACAAACACGAUUCCUGCUAUGGUUUUUAUUAUAGCAGUUUUGUCGAGGAUUGAAAACCUAGCAAUAAGGGAAAAACAUGGAUGGGCCAAAAUAUUGGGCUCAGUACUCGGCAUCUCAGGAGCCAUGGUCUUCACAUUCUACGAGGGCCCACACCUAUACUCUGGAUCCAAUAAUGAGGCCCAAAAUCUAAUUGCGAAGAACUACUCAAAAGAAGAAUGGAUCAAAGGCUCCUUUCUCUUGCUUGGAUCAAACUUGACAUGGUCCAUUUGGCUUGUCAUUCAGGGCAUUGUUGUGUCCGCCAUAAAUUAUUCAAUGCAAGUUUGGGUUGUGGAGAAAAAAGGUCCAGUAUUUACUGCGAUAUUCAGCCCAUUAGCACUCGUGUUGACGGCUCUUUUCUCAACUAUUCUUUUUCAUGAAUCACUCUACUGGGGAAGUGUUUUGGGAGGUGCAAUGCUGGUGGCUGGGCUUUAUGCUUUCAGCUUUCUUAUGGGGUAA